AUGGCUGAUAAACUGACAGACGAACAAAUUGCAGAAGUCCAAGAAGCGUUUUCAUUAUUCGAUAAAGAUGGAGAUGGAGUAAUUACAACAAAAGAAUUAACAGUAUUCAUGAAAAAUUUAGGUCACAAUCCAACAGAAGCAGACGUAAACGAAAUGAUGAAGGAAGUGGAUACCAAUGCAAAUGGAACAAUUGAGUUUCAAGAAUUUUUAACUAAGAUGACAUUAACAAUGAAAGAGAAUAUUAGUGACGACGCCAUUCAUGAAGCAUAUCGUGUAUUUGACGAAGAUGGAAAUGGAUAUAUAUCAGCAGUCGAGUUACGUCGUGUAAUGAAAAAUCUGGGACAAAACUUGACUGACAAAGAAAUUAAUCAAAUGAUUACAGAAGCAGAUCUUGAUGGAGACGGACAAUUGACUUAUGAAGAAUUUGCUAAGAUAAUGGUUACAAAAUAA
This is a messenger RNA of Didymodactylos carnosus, 450 nucleotides long. NCBI's taxonomy places the organism in Eukaryota, Metazoa, Rotifera, Eurotatoria, Philodinida, Philodinidae. The record is from the annotation of a GenBank genome assembly.